Meloidogyne enterolobii is the source of this 919-nucleotide messenger RNA. The record is from the annotation of a GenBank genome assembly. NCBI's taxonomy places the organism in Eukaryota, Metazoa, Nematoda, Chromadorea, Rhabditida, Meloidogynidae.
UUUAAUCAAACGUUUAUUUUUUCUGAAUUAUUUGACUUCGAAAAUGGGAAAACAAACAAUUAAUUCCACAACUCGCCAACCUCUUAAUGGGGGACUUGGAGGUGGCCGUACUCAUCAAAGAAUCCGUAUUGGAUUUUCGGAUUUGGAGCCGUUAUGGAAUGCUGAAGAUGAUAAAUACAAAGUUUUUUGUCGCUCAGUUCAUGUCUCAAAAGCAGCUUUGUAUGUUAGCUAUGUUCAGUUGGUUGCGGCAUUUAUGGGCUCUAUUCUCUUUGCUUACAACUAUAUGAUGAUUGCUAGCGUACAAACACCUUCAGCUGAUUCUUGGGUGGGAUCAGUUAACAAUCGCUAUAUGUCUCAAUUAAUGAUGGCCGUUACUUUGCACGUUUUGCUUCUUGUUGUGCUCAUUCACGGAAUUAAAACUGAGCGGAAGUCUUUGCUUAUGCCAUAUAUUGUUUACGCUGCAAUUACUGUGCUUACUGGACUUGUUGGGAUUGUCAAUGACAUUUUCUACCUUGACUCGCAUAUAAUGCAAGAUGGAGAAACAAAUUCUAUCGUUAGAAGUCAACUCCGUCGUCAUUUUCUCGCAACAAUAGUUCAAGCUUGGUUCCUUUCCAUCAUUUGGCGUUGUUAUGGAUACCUUGGUGAUAAGAAGGUAGCUCGUCAAAUUCGUGAUCAAAUGUGCAGCACCGCUAGUGCAUUCCGAUAUCCCGAGAAUUUGAUGUGCAGUGGAUAUGCUCUUAUGCAACAACCACCUCCAUAUGCUGACACAGUAAUGAGCCCUUCUGCAACAAUUCCCCCACCUGUUUAUAUUGGACCGAUUGGUAGUGGAAUUGAAAAGCCUGUCGCUAAAUCACCUAGCCAGACUACCACAACAACCACUGAACUUGCGACUGAAGCUAAAGAGGAAGAGGAAAAGUAA